GUCUACUUCUAGAAUAAGUCAAUCCAAUGCUUGGGGAAGCUCUGAAAAUACUGGCAAUUCCUGGACCUCUAGCGGCUAUACUGCUCGGCCAGGGGGAAGAGGCCGUGGUAGUAGAGGGCCGCCACGACCUUGCAUUCAGUAACGAGGAAGGACACACGUCUUAUAAUUGCCCCACUAGAGGAAGAGGUAGAAGUAAUGGCGGUACAAGAGGCCAGCGACCUUGUUAUAAAUGUAAUCAAGAAGGCCAUAUGUCCUACGAGUGUCCAACCAGUUCGACGCGAGGAAGAGGUGCUGGUAGAGGCACAUGCGUGUGUUAUAAAAUCAAAUGCGGUCGCAACAACAGAUGGGGAGGAUUGGGACACAGAAGCUGAUGUUUGGUCUAGUAGAAAUAGUUCUGCUUCAAACGUAAGAGCCACAAUGGCAGCCAGUGAAGUGAACGACUGGAGUGCCACUCAGAGAACAACAAUCAAAAGUGCCAAUUCGUGUGAUCCACGAUUAGUUUCAUCGAUAUCGUGUCCCUUUGUCUGGAACGGUACGAUAAGGCAUCGUUCCAUGUUGUUCAGAAUCAACAUGGAAAACUUAGACACGGAUUCCUCGUCGGAUCUCGCUAAUCUAGCGAUACCCACAGCAUUGAGAGUCGUCGGUACUAUCGAGCCUGAAAAAGUGUGGAAUUACUUGAGGCAAGUAAGGACCACGAGAUACGAAAAAAUCGUAGUAUUCCGAUUUACGCAAGCAGUGAAAGCGGAAAUUUCUUACGCGGAUUGUUACGAAUACUUUCUUGAUGGCGUCCGCAAAAGAAACUGUUAUGGUGUUGUUGGGUCUGUACCGGAUUCCAAACUUCCAUGCACUAUCAAGGAUUUCUACAUCACUCCGUUACCCAAAGAAGAUCAUUUGCCAAAGGAGCUGGAAACUAUCGCUUCAGCAAGAUGUUUGAGAGAAAAUCGAUUUUCCGAUUUAUUACUGGCGAUUGUUGUAAUCCAAAGUAAGCGCCCGAUGGACCAAACCUGUUAUGGUACAUCUGGUAGGCCUUCCAAAGUUGCCAAAGUGGAAAACAGUACCAUUCCAGUUGACGAUGGCCAAACAGAAUCAGGUGCAGUUGAGAAGAUCGAUGCUAUGCCUGAAAGCCAAUCUGCUCCAGCUCAAGCACCUAGUCAAUUAACCGCCAUUCGUCAAAAGCUACAGCAAGAUAUUCAGAGUGUUGACCCUGUCAAAGCUAGAAUUCAUACACACGCUCUUCAGCAUUCUGCUGCCAAGAUAUCCUCGUCAAAGACACAACUUCUAGGUAAACCUCUUCCAGCUGUUCAAACUACAAUUCCGUUGGUGACAGGUGAAUCCAGCGAUGCUACAUUGGAGGCCGAAAAGGAAGCAAGUCCCUGCAAAGUUCCGAUCGACGAAGAAAAAGUCCAGAUUCCAGCAGCCCCUGUAGAUGGGGAACUGCUAAUGAAGCAAGCCAUAAUGGAAGAGUUGAAUCGUCAAAUAGAUGCUUCAAAGCAGAUCAAAUUCACAGAAGUGUAUUCAACGUUGCCAUCUGAAACACUAAAUUUCACUCCUGACGAACCUGUUAAACCCAUUGCCGCAGAACUUGCCUUAUCAUCCGCUCCUGUUUUACCCGAUGGACCGUUAACGCGUUUCAGAUCGAAGAGACAAACUGUUGCAGAGAAGGUACCGACAAUCAAGCAAACAAAGGUUACUGUUUCUUCAAAUUCAGAUCCUCCCAAAGAAAUCGUAGAUCUGAGAACGAAGAUAGAUAUGCUAAAGGAACAACGAAGAGCACGCAUUUCUCGAAAGGAAAUUGACAUACCUAAGGAAGCCAAGAAACAUCCUUGUUUAAUCGAAAGCUGUAGGAAUGAUGCACAAUCAGACAGUAUCUACUGUAGUGAUGAAUGUAUCCUUAGCCACGUGCAAGAUUCGCGUAACGCAAUGAGCAAGGAGAAGAUGAAUGACGCGCAAUUACAGGAGCCAUCUGAUCCUAGUACUUCGCUAACAACACCGAACGCAUCGUCGGAUGAAUCCAUGUUUAAAGAUUCAAUCGACUACACCCUUUUAAAGGCACAACCAACACCUGCGCUGGCCUCUAAAUUGCUUGCCAUGACGGAAAUGAGGAAGUCUUUGGCGUCAGGAAAUAAGCCAACCAAUUUGGCUAAAGAUACGUCCAUCCCAAUCAUGGAAAAAAAGACUGGAAAGAUCCUGUGUGGUGCGUCUGCACCGACAGUAGGAAAUUUGGAACAGUGGCUGAAGAGCAAUCCUACCUAUGAAAUUAUCAAACCUGAAUCACUUCCAAUUAAACCCUCGUUGCCGACUGUUUCUACGAUUUCGUCGACGCAAACUGCUCGUUCUACGACACCACAAGCUAACACACAUUCAUCAACUUCAUCGUCAAAGGGCGAAGUGGAUAGUCGCAACUCAAAGAAACCGAGCGAUUCCUCGUCUUCAUCCAAAGCGAAAGGUUCACGAAAAAGGUCUCUGGAAACGCCCAAAGCAGAAGAGACAUCAGCAAAAGUAGCGAAACCUGACACUGAAUCAACUAGGGUUAUUACGAGGAGUUCCCUCAAGGAAGCUCUGUGGAACCGAUGCAAAGAUGUUAAUGAUCUGGAAAUAGACGAAGCAGCCGUUGAAGAAAUUGCGAACGAGGUGGAAGAAUCGCUUUAUACCCUGUUCAAGCAAGAUGUUAGCAUAAAAUACAAAAGCAAAUAUCGGAGUUUGAUUUAUAACAUCAAAGAUCCUAAAAAUUCUGGAUUGUUCCUCGAGAUCGUUACAAAGCAGAUAACGCCAGUUCAAUUGGUGAAGAUGUCAACCGAGGAAUUGGCAUCUAAGGAUUUAGCCGAAUGGCGGGAACAAGAAGCCAAACGCCAGCUGAACUUAAUCGAAAAAAAUGAACAGGAACGCUUGUCUCAAGUCAACAAAUACCUGAUAAAAACCCACAAAGGAGAAGAAUUUAUCAAAGAAGUCAAUGAAGACUAUGGUGAAUUAGACGACGAUACAUCGAAAACGGCUGGUUUUCCUGAUACACCCCCUGAAGACUCAAGUUUGAAGCAUAUAUUGCCGAGAUUUAAAAGUGACCUGGAUUCUAGCCAAACAUUCGAAAAGAAAGACGCAAAGAGGACGACCAGUUCACGUUCAAGCAUGAAGGACGAUGGAUUCAAGAGAUCCAAGAGUACAGUGAGGUCGUCUCGUCAUUCCGAAUCUAAGUCGAGAGGGUACGACUAUCGCAGUAGCAGUCGUCAGUCAGAAAAGAAAGAUCGCGAAAGACACGACAGACAUAGUUCUAGUAGCUCGAAAUCAAGAAGUAAAUAUCGACACCACAGCCGAAAAUCGAAUAGGUAUAAGGAACAAGCAAAAUCUCCUAAAUCCCAUGCAAUCAGCCCAUCUACCGAACUUGAGGCCGAUGGUUUCAGAGGCUUCAAUGAAGGGGAAGAACUUCGGAAUUACAAUCAGCUGCUCAGCCUUCACGAGGAAGUUGCUAUUACAACAGCGGACAGCAAUACGUUAUGGUUAGAAAGGAAGUUGAUGAAACAACUUAUCGUGCUGGAAGAACUUAAUCGCCGUUCAGAUGCUUCAGAACGAGAGGUUAUCGAUGAACAUGUAACCUUCGAAGGGUCCCUCAAAAAGGGGGAUUCAGUUACAUCUAAAGGCGCCAUACCAUCGACGCCUACAACACAGCCUUCGAUGAGUCCGGAACGAUGCUGUAAUAUUUCCGUGGAAGGCAUGUAUCAAAAUAUUGAUAAAGAAAAGGUGACUGCAGAGGUCAACCAAAUAGAUACUGAUUCAGCGCAAUAUGAUUUGAAAGAAAAGAGCGGUUUGGCUGGUUACGUCUUUGGCAUGCACAACAAGUUCUUUAGAUAACGGCGUUGCAAACGUGUCGUACAGUCCCGGCGAGCUACUAAUCGUAGAAGACGAGGAUUCUUUUUUAGAUCUUGACGAGCAGUUUUUGAAACAGCAAGCGGUAGUUGAAGAGCUGAAUUCUAACUUAACGUCGUUUAUUGUGGCGAAUAAUAUCGAUAUUCAAUCUCAUGAUGACAAUUUGGAUUCUUCAUUUAGUGAACAGAUGCCAGUUACACCCCCUGUAAUGCCACCGUCUGAUUUGAAAGAUGAAGCGUGUAAACUUGGUGAGCCUACCGGGUCAGCACAGGUGGCCUGCAAUGACACUGUCAGCGAUAUCUGUAUCAUAAAUACAGCAGACGAUCAGUCCAACCAGACAACACAUUCUUCACCCAUUCAUCUGGAUAACACCAAACCAGAGGAAGGAGCCAUUAUAGUUGAAAAACAAGAACAUUUGACACUCUUGCCGCGCGAGAAUGAAGCCGAAUAAAUUCCACAAACAGCAGAUUUAACAGCAGCAACACUUGGUGUGGCUAAAGACGAGCUUAGUUCUAUCUUUAUGUAAGCUAAUUGUUAUUUAUUUUUUCUUACUUUAUGUUUUUGUGAAAUCGAUGGUGUUUUUUUUUAUACGUUAUUGUGUGUGGCAAAGCAUACUUCAGCUGAGGGUUCUAAUCCAUCCCCAGCUCUUCUGUAUGCCGUUUUAUUUUUAUCCAGUAAUGAACAAAGAACAAAAAAUUUAAAAAUUGAUAUAUAUGUGAUCUUUACGUUGAUACUUCUCGUACGUUCAACACUUUGUUUGUUAUGUUCUUUUAUUUCUGUUUGUCUUGAAUGCUGGAUAGGUUGGUAACGUGGAUUAAUUUAGACGGACUGAAUGGAAGGGGAAAAAAUUAUUUUGCCCAGUUUACCUGUUUCAAG
This is a messenger RNA of Daphnia carinata, 4734 nucleotides long. Its product is annotated as titin homolog. Gene Ontology annotation, molecular function: protein binding. The transcript is spliced from 11 exons. The record is from RefSeq and is a predicted model, not a curated record. Gene Ontology annotation, biological process: DNA-templated transcription. NCBI's taxonomy places the organism in Eukaryota, Metazoa, Arthropoda, Branchiopoda, Diplostraca, Daphniidae. Gene Ontology annotation, cellular component: nucleus. Bases 196 to 3843 code for a protein of 1215 amino acids.